AUGGGUAGCCUGCCAGCAGAUCGAGUUCAGCCUAACCCAGCUUUUCGCACCACAGAAGUGGACUAUUGUGGACCGUUCUAUCACAAGUUAGAAACCCGGAACAAAGCACCCCACAAGUGCUACAUCAUCGUCUUUGUCUGCUUUUCGACGAAGGAUGCGCACUUGGAAGUCGUCCAGGAUCUCAUAACGGAUACUUUCAUUGCAGCUUUGAGAAGAUUCAUUAGCCUCAGAGGCAGUCCACGUACUAUUUGGAGGGAUAAUGCGACAAACUUUCUUGGCGCUAAACGAGAGCUAGCGGAACUGAAGGAGUUAUUUUUGAGCGAACCGCACACGGCUUCGAUAACUUCCUCCUGUUUAGCGAAUGGGAUUGAUUGGAAGUUCAUACCCCCGCGGGCCCCACAUUUCGGUGGUCUAUUGAGGCGGCUGUAA
Drosophila gunungcola (fruit fly) is the source of this 429-nucleotide messenger RNA. RefSeq lists its product as uncharacterized. The transcript has a single exon. The coding region runs from base 1 to 429 and encodes 142 amino acids. Gene Ontology annotation, molecular function: nucleic acid binding. Gene Ontology annotation, biological process: DNA integration. Lineage: Eukaryota; Metazoa; Arthropoda; Insecta; Diptera; Drosophilidae. The record is from RefSeq and is a predicted model, not a curated record.